Messenger RNA from Vidua macroura (Pin-tailed whydah), 1350 nucleotides. It is a transcript of the gene PSMD4, whose product is annotated as proteasome 26S subunit ubiquitin receptor, non-ATPase 4. The record is from RefSeq and is a predicted model, not a curated record. NCBI's taxonomy places the organism in Eukaryota, Metazoa, Chordata, Aves, Passeriformes, Viduidae. Gene Ontology annotation, cellular component: nucleus; cytosol; proteasome regulatory particle, base subcomplex. Gene Ontology annotation, biological process: proteasome-mediated ubiquitin-dependent protein catabolic process. The coding region runs from base 78 to 1214 and encodes 378 amino acids. The transcript is spliced from 10 exons. Gene Ontology annotation, molecular function: polyubiquitin modification-dependent protein binding.
GGGUCCGGACCAAUCAGCGGGCGCGUUGUUGGGCGGUGUGGGGAGCGGGCCGGCGCUGAGGGCAGCGGGGAGCCAAGAUGGUUCUGGAGAGCACCAUGGUGUGCGUGGAUAACAGCGAGUACAUGCGGAACGGGGACUUCCUGCCCACGCGGCUGCAGGCGCAGCAGGACGCCGUGAACAUCGUGUGCCACUCCAAAACCCGCAGCAACCCCGAGAACAACGUGGGGCUCAUCACCCUGGCCAAUAACUGCGAGGUGCUGACCACGCUGACGCCGGACACCGGGCGCAUCCUGUCCAAGCUGCACACGGUGCAGCCCAAGGGCAAGAUCACCUUCGGCACCGGCAUCCGCGUGGCCCACCUGGCGCUGAAGCACCGGCAGGGCAAGAACCACAAGAUGAGGAUCAUCGCCUUCGUGGGCAGCCCCGUGCAUGACAGCGACAAGGACCUGGUGAAGCUGGCCAAGCGCCUGAAGAAGGAGAAGGUCAACGUGGACAUCAUCAACUUCGGGGAGGAGGAGGCCAACACGGAGAAGCUGACGGCGUUCAUCACGGCGCUCAACGGCAAGGACGGCAGCGGCUCGCACCUGGUGACGGUGCCGCCGGGGCCCAGCCUGGCCGACGCCCUCAUCAGCUCGCCCAUCCUGGCGGGCGAGGGCGGCGCCAUGCUGGGCCUGGGCGCCUCCGACUUCGAGUUCGGCGUGGACCCCAGCGCCGACCCCGAGCUGGCCCUGGCGCUGCGCGUGUCCAUGGAGGAGCAGCGGCAGCGGCAGGAGGAGGAGGCGCGCAGGGCGGCGGCGGCGUCGGCAGCGGAGGCCGGGAUCGGCGCGGCCGGCGGGGACGAGUCGGACGAGGCCCUGCUCAAGAUGACCAUCGGGCAGCCGGACUUUGGCCGCGCGGGGCUGCCGGACCUGAGCUCCAUGAGCGAGGAGGAGCAGAUCGCCUACGCCAUGCAGAUGUCCCUGCAGGGCGCCGAGUUCGCCCAGGCCGAGGCGGCUGAGGGGGACAGCGGAGCGGCCAUGGACACGUCCGAGCCCGCCAAGGAGGAGGACGACUACGACGUGAUGCAGGACCCCGAGUUCCUGCAGAGCGUCCUGGAGAACCUGCCCGGCGUGGACCCCAACAACGAGGCCAUCCGCAACGCCAUGGGCUCGCUGGCCUCGCGCGACGCCCGCGACGCCCGCGACGCCGGCAGGAAGGAGCAGGACAAGAAAUGAGCCCCAAACCCGCGGGGAAAAACCUGUGGGGAAACCCACGGGGAAAAACCCACGGGGAAAAACCCACGGGGAAAAACCACGGGGAAAAACUCACAGGGAAAACCCGCAGGGAAAACUCACAGGGGAAAAACCACGG